AUGCUCGUUGAUUAUGUCGCCAACAGAGUUUACAAGGACAUCUUCGAGCUGGAGAGGGAUGACAACUGGAAAGUCCUUGUUCUUGACUCGAUGACAACGAAGAUCCUUUCGCAGUCGACAAAGAUGAGCGAUUUGUUGAAAGAAAAGAUCGUAAUUGUCGAGGACUUGAAUAAAAAAAGGCGGCCGAUGCCAGACGUCGACGCGAUUUACUUCAUCACUCCAACAAGAAUGUCCCUGAGCAUCGUUGUUGAUGAUUUCGUGAAGAGAGACCAGUAUAAAUGCAUUCAUCUCUAUCUCACUGAUCGCCUUCCGGAUUAUCUUUUCUCCUUCAUCGCAACAUCUCGAGCUGGAAAGAAGAUUUCCUCAUUACGCGAAAUAGAUGUUGCGUUCCUGCCCUUUGAGUCCCGCGUCUUUCUUCUGGACGAGCCUAAAUUUUACAAACGAAUAAUCGAUGACUCUUAUCGUCAGAGGAAACUAGAGAGGCUGGCCGAGCAACUCAAUACCGUUGCCAUCGCCCUUGGUGGCGAUUUCGACAUGUACUUUCAGUCUCAAAUAUGCAAUUGCGUUGACCUGGCUUCAUUGACCAGAAAGAAGUUGAACCAGAAUGGAAGACUUGCCUCCACUAUCGGCGAUUUGAUAAUUGUUGACAGAAGUUACGAUCCCUUCGCGCCUCUUCUUCACGAACUCACUUAUCAGGCGAUGGCUUACGAUGUCCUCCGAGCUGAUGGAGACAUCGUCACAGUUGAAGAUAGACAACUACUUCUUGAUGAAACCGAGGACAAGACAUGGGCAAGCCUCAGGCAUUUACACAUGGCAGAUGUGAUGAAAAAAUUAGCUAAUAAAUACGAUGACCUCAUGGCUAGACAGCGUGGAUUGAACAAGUCUGAUGGCUCGACUAAAUCUCUCGCAAACUUGAUGCGCCGCCUUCCGCAUUUUCAGAAGCAAAUUCAAGAACUUGAACGGCACAUUUCUAUCUCAGAGGUGCUCGAUCGAAAUUAUGAUUCGUGGAUUGAUGAUUUGUGCGAUGCGGAGCAAGAUCUUGCUUGCGAUUCAGCAGAUAAGCCGAUUAAAGCUGUAAUUCCUUGGAUUUUAAACAAGGAAUUAUCAGAAGAGAUGAAGAUGCGUCUCAUUCUUCUCCUUUGCCAUAAUAAGAAAGGCCUCGAGGAAGAAAAGAUCAAUCAAUUGCUGAAAAAUGCUGGUAUCCAUGAAGAAAAGUGGAAGAUCGUCAAGAACAUGCGAUAUUUCAAUGCAACUGUUAUCGAUAAAGACCUGCCAAUCGUAACAAAGAUGCCGAAAAGAAAACAGAACGAGGAAGACAUAAAAUUCACAGACUCCAGAUACAUAUCGCGAAUCACCGAUUUGAUCCAUUUCGCGCAGGUGGGAGAACUUGAUGAGAGGAUUUUCAAUAAAAUUCAAUCAGUCAAGCCCAAGAUGUCAAGUUUAAAAUCUGGAACUCAAAAGCGAAAGACAGUUGUUUUUAUCCUCGGAGGAGUUGCUCCUUCUGAGAUGCGCGCAGCAUACGAGCUUUCAAAUCAAACUUUCAAGGCUUCUUCGAGCUGGUUUACAUCUAAAAAUACUUGUUCAUUUACUUCCGAUAUUUACAUCGGAUCAUCUCACAUCGCCAUGCCUCACACUCAGCUUCAAAUGUUCUCUGAUGUUUGA
Oikopleura dioica is the source of this 1662-nucleotide messenger RNA. The record is from the annotation of a GenBank genome assembly. Lineage: Eukaryota; Metazoa; Chordata; Appendicularia; Copelata; Oikopleuridae.